Molecule: messenger RNA, 1812 nt
Organism: Nymphaea colorata (pocket water lily)
Lineage: Eukaryota; Viridiplantae; Streptophyta; Magnoliopsida; Nymphaeales; Nymphaeaceae
Product: G2/mitotic-specific cyclin-2-like
Exons: 10
Coding region: 301-1563 (420 amino acids)
Biological process (GO): regulation of cyclin-dependent protein serine/threonine kinase activity; mitotic cell cycle phase transition
Cellular component (GO): nucleus; cyclin-dependent protein kinase holoenzyme complex; cytoplasm
Molecular function (GO): cyclin-dependent protein serine/threonine kinase regulator activity
Source: RefSeq, a predicted model, not a curated record
GACCGUUAAGUCUCUCUUCACGCUUCUCUGUUGCCUCUGGUGGGCUACUAUCCGUUGGAACAUCCUUCAAUUUCUCUCUCUCGCUCUGGAAACCUUCCCUUCCUUCUCGAAAACCCCCCUCCCCUUCUAUUUCUGAUAUACCAAUUCGCCUCCUUUUCUCGCGCUCUUGCUUCCUCUUCUCCACCUUUCCAUGGUGAUCAGGAAUAGCUCUCUCCUUAUGUCUUUCUGAGACCCUCUUGACUAAGUUUCUCUCUCCUUUUCCUUCUCAAAGGAGUAAAAAUAAAAGAAAAAGGACACGGAAUGGCGAGAGCGGGCAGACGGAGCGCGUUGGGAGAUAUCGGAAACCUUGUUGACGGUCGCUGUUAUAGCUCAUCAAACCUUAAAGAUCCCGACCGGCUUCCUCCUCAAGAUCCUACGAAGAGUUUCAUCCCUCAUGAUCGACCAAUCACGAGACAGUAUGGUGCUAUUCUUGCCAAAACACAGUUAGUUGCACAGAACACUGGCAAAGAGAAUGAUGGGAAUAUCCGGUGGAAAGCUAAACAAUCGCGAACCUCGUCACCCGAGAAAAAAGAGACACAGAAUCGAGCAGCCUACGUGCAGAUUGACGUUUCCAUGGAUGAAAAAGAAGAGGACGGCUCGGAACAGAGUAAUAUCAUGGACUGUGCAACGCCUUCCAUCCCUCCACCCUUGUCGGAGAUCGACGAAUUUGAAUCAUGCGAAAUUGAGAUGGAAGAAGCUGAAUCGCCAACACCUAGAAUCGACGAAUCUGACGUUGGAAAUCCAUUGGCUGUUGUUGAUUACAUCGAGGAUAUACAUAAUCAUUAUAGAGCAACUGAGAUCAUGAGCUGCCUUGCAGCAGACUACAUGUCGAAGCAAACAGAUAUCAAUCACAGAAUGAGAGCUAUAUUAGUCGAUUGGCUGAUCGAGGUCCACCACAAAUUCGACUUGAGGCAUGAGACUCUUUUCCUGGCAGUUAAUCUGAUUGACAGAUAUCUCUCUGUUGAAAACGUUAUGAGAAAAUCACUUCAACUGGUUGGCAUCACAGGGAUGCUACUCGCCUGCAAAUAUGAGGAGGUUUAUGUUCCUGCCCUUGAAGAUUUUGUGAUCAUCUCAGACAGAGCUUAUUCUAGAGAGGAUGUCUUGAAGAUGGAGAGAUCAAUUCUGAACACUUUACAGUUUAGUUUAUCAGUUCCAACACCUUUUGUCUUCAUGAGAAGGUUUCUUAAAGCUGCAGAAUCUGAGACUAAGUUGGAAAUGGUGGCGUUUUAUUUAAUAGAGUUGUGUUUGGUGGAAUAUCAGAUGCUAAAAUUUCCACCAUCCAUGCUAUCUGCUGCUGCAAUUUAUGCAGGAAAAUCCCUGCUGAAACACUUUCCACUAUGGAACAAGACCCUCACUUUUCAUUCCACCUAUUCGGAGGAGCAGAUUCAGGAAUGCGCGAAAUUGAUAGAGGACAUACAUAGAAAUGCGGGUGUCGGAAAGUUAACAUCAGUAUACAGGAAAUACUCUAUUUCUAAGUUCAGAUGUGUUGCCAAACUCACCGACUCUUUCCUACACCAGUUGUAGCUGACUUCACGAACGCUUGACGAAGAAGAUGAUAAAGUGGAACUGUGGAUGACUUUUCAUGGUUGCUGGUUUUUACAUAAGAGACUAAUUCUCGGCCAAACUUACUUUCUCAGCAAGUUUGCAUAGUUUUCUAUCUGUUUAUUAGGUUUGCUCGACGAGCGACAUUGAUUUGAAAGGGGAGCUGACCUCUUUCUUUGUUCUUUGUUAAGAUUAUCGCUGCCAUAAAUAAAAUUCGUUUGAUCUUCUGUA